AUGAUCGAGAACCUCAAACACGACACGUGGCUGAACCGCGCUACCAGAGCCGUUUUUGUGGAUUUCGCCGUUUACAACUGCAACAUAAACGUGGUUUGUGCUGUCAACUGCCGUUUUACGGACUCGGAAGUGGAAAACAUCCUUAACAAAUAUGGAAUCGAACCGCAGAAGAUGGUCCACGAAGACGAAGCUAAGCAGAUGUUCCGGGACGUGCUGCAAAACGCACCAGAAUCGAGUAAUAAAGAUGACGAGGACACUUCCAAUGCAUCAGAUAUCAAUUGGUUGAUUAAGAGAGUAGACCUACUUGAAAAUGUAUUGGAAGACGUUCAUAACAAAUGCGAUAUCGUCAUAGCACGUCUCGAUGCGAUACGAGUUCAAUUACCACCGAAUUACGCAGAACAAAACCUGCAGAAUAACCCUACUUCUUGAUUGCAUAAUUAUUAUGAACAUUUUUUUACAAUUGACCCGUAGCAUAACUGUUUUUUUAUAAGCUUAUACGAUUGUGACGACAAAAACAUCUAAAAAAAAUACCCGUACAAAAUACAUCAAUAACUCUGUAUUCGAGCAGUUCAGGGCCUGUAAACGUGUAAGUUAUGUUGAUGGAAUUACACUCAAUUGCCCUGCGGCCUUGACUCGGUCACAGAUAGUCGAUAGAUCAAUAUUAUCACUACACAAAAAGCAAAUCACAGAAAUAAACAUCGAUACAUACAUAAACGAACAAUAAUUAUUAAAAUAUAUACUUUUUUAUAUUGGUAACUAAUACAAAAUAUAUAUUUAUACUU
Molecule: messenger RNA, 782 nt
Organism: Diuraphis noxia (Russian wheat aphid)
Lineage: Eukaryota; Metazoa; Arthropoda; Insecta; Hemiptera; Aphididae
Product: polycystin-2-like
Biological process (GO): detection of mechanical stimulus
Cellular component (GO): membrane
Molecular function (GO): calcium channel activity; calcium ion binding
Source: RefSeq, a predicted model, not a curated record